Knipowitschia caucasica is the source of this 1266-nucleotide messenger RNA. Lineage: Eukaryota; Metazoa; Chordata; Actinopteri; Gobiiformes; Gobiidae. The record is from the annotation of a GenBank genome assembly.
AUGAGCGCUGCUGCUGUGAGGCUUGUGGUGGUCUGUGCCGUGAUGCAAGGAGCGACUGGAAAGCAGUGGACUGUGACUGUGCCUCAGAGGAUCAUGGGAGUUGUAGGCUCGUGCAUCUCUGUCCCCUGUAGUUUCCAUGUGCCUGACUCCUUUGCUGCGGAGCUGAAGAACUGCUCUGGAGGCGCCAUCUGGAGGAAAGAGAAACUCUAUAUCUACAGCGGGCAUUUGCUCGGGGACCUGAGACUCAGAAACUGUACCACAGUUUUUAACCACUUUACAAAGGAACAGAGCGGAAGUUACUUCUUCAGACUGGACUGCCCCAAAUCCACUUUAAAGUUCACCUUUGAGGAAGGAGUUCACAUCACUGUCACAACAGCCCCGCCCUCGCCACCCUCUCUAAGCGCCAUGAGUCAUGUGACCUCCGUGCCGCUGGGGGGUCUGGUGAGACUGCGGUGCGUUGCUAUGGCGCCCUGUCCCAAUCUGCCCCCCUCCCUCACAUGGUCCGCCCCCGAGAGCGUCAGGAAGGAGAGCACCCGAAUACUGCAGACUCCAGAUGGGCAGAUGAUGGUGAACUCCACACUGACUUUCAAAGCCGCAAUGCAACAUCACAACAAGACGGUGACCUGCUCUGUUUCCUAUCCGCUAUCAGCAGGGGGCAGCAGCGAGGCGACCACCACAUCUCACACCCUCUCUGUUCUCUAUGGACCUCAGAACACCGCUGCACAGCUAAGUGCUUCUCCAGUUCCAGAGGGUUCUGUGGUGAUCUUCAGCUGCACCAGCGACGCCAACCCCUCAGUGUCGGCCUACACCUGGUUCAGCAACACCAACGGAACUGUGGUGCAGGUGGGAGAAGGCCAAACACUGCCCCUACAGGUGAAGCAGACCCACAGCGGCCUGUACGAGUGUCAGGCCCACAGCGAGAGAGGGACGCAGAGGUCUGGUCCACUGGUCCUGGAGGUCACAGCUCUCAGCACUGGCACCUGUCGUCGUUCUACAGACUGGCUGUUUAUCGUGUGUGGAGUCUUCUCUGGUCUUUACUUUCUCACUGUGGCUCUGCUCUUUCACAAAUACAAGGGCCUUUCAAGGAGACUCACGCAGGUGGAGAAGAGAGGGGAGAACACCAUUUAUGCUAAUCUACAAACCAGCUGCAUCUCCUCAGACUACGACAGUCUCCAGCCUCAGCCUCAACUGAAAAAGACUUCUCCAGAACUGGCCAACUAUGAGAACGCUGCAGCUCUGAGGAAGGCUUCAAACAAGACCAGAUAA